CUUCUUUGCGAGGGAACAUCCAACUUGAUAGUGGUGGCUGAUUUGGAAGAUUAAAGCGCGCAUACGAUCACACACACACACCAAAUUAAGAACGAGAGAGAGGCGGUUUCACAUUUUGUUUGCGGUGAGAAGCGUCUCUUCGGAACUAGGGUAGUGAGAAGUUGCAUGGGAAGUUAGCUGUGGUUGGAAUAGCAAAAGAGUAUUGUUUGCAUUGAGACUUUUUGGCGACUUGUCAAGAUUGAGAUCAAAACAUUUUGUGGAGGAAGCUAAGUUCAACACGUAGAGGGCUCAAAGUUUUGUAGCUGUUUUCCGUAUGCGAAUUGUAGAAUUUUAGUUGUAGUAGGCAAUAAGUGCCAAUUAGGGGUCAAAAGCUUUGUAAUCUUAGAAAUUGUAAUGGGUUUGAUGGAUAAUGGGGCUGCACAACUUGAGUCUAACAUGUGUGAACAGUCGAAUUCUCCCAAAGAUCAAAAAUCUGAUCCACCAUACGACAGUCGAAUGGAUCAAGAGAGAUGUGUCAGCGAACAAAUGGAGCAAAAAGAGACUAAUGAAGCUCAACAUAUUGAAAAGAUAUUAGUUUCAGCGCAAGAAAAAUCACAUGAGACUCGAGAAAUAGGACUAGCUAAUGGAGAGAUUCCCCAUAAUGAGUAUACAAAUGACCAAGAACCAACAUUGGAAAAUGUGAGGAUAAAUUUAGAUUCUAAAUAUUUGGAGGUUGCAUCCCAAAAUGUGCUCAGUUGUCUAGAAGAUAUAGGUAUUCCUCCUGGAACAACUUCCAUUAAUCCUGGCUGUGGAGCGCAAGUACUGCUGAACAUAGAAGCUACUAAUGAUUCUGUUCUACUGGAAAAUGGUGAUAGAGGGUCUCUCCAGGACCAUCCUGGCUGUGGAAAGGUAGUACCGCUGAAGGUGGAAGUUACUAAUGAUAAUGAUUCUGUUGUCCUGGAAAAUGAUGGUACGGUGUCUUCCAGGCAGCGAAUAAAGAGAAAAGCUAAAUUAGAAGGCCCAUCAAGUACCUCGUGGCUUUUGCGUUCAAGAUCGCAAGAAAAACUAAAGGCUCCUGAGCCUGUUGCUGUUGAGACUGUCAACGAAGGCAGUGCUAAUGUAGAAAAGAAAAAGAGGGGAAGAAAGCCAAAAAAUAUGCAGAAAACUACUGUCAGUGAGUUCUCUAGGAAAAAAAACCAUCUAAGAUACUUGUUGCACAGGAUAAACUAUGAGAAAAACUUAAUUGAUGCUUAUUCUGCUGAAGGCUGGAGAGGGCAAAGCUUGGACAAAUUAAAGCCGGAGAAGGAGCUCGAGAAGGCAAAAUCCCGUAUUUUGAAUUACAAAUUGAAGAUAAGAGCCUUGUUUCAGAGCCUUGAUCAGUCGCUCACUGUGGGAAAGCUUCCGGAAUCUCUAUUUGAUGCAAAAGGAGAGAUCGACAGUGAAGAUAUUUUCUGUGCAAAAUGUGGCUCUAAGGAUCUGACUCUUGAGAAUGAUAUCAUUCUUUGUGAUGGUGCCUGCGAACGAGGAUUCCAUCAGUUCUGCCUGGAACCACCUCUCUUAAAAACAGACAUUCCUCCAGGUGACGAAAGCUGGCUUUGCCCUGGAUGUGAUUGCAAAGCUGAUUGCAUUGACGUGCUUAAGGACUUCCAAGAAACCAAAAUUUCUAUUAUUGACAGUUGGGAGAAGAUAUUUCCUGAAGCUGCUGCUGCUGCAUCAGGAAAGAAAAUGGAUGACGGUUUUGGGUCAUCAUCAGAUGAUUCUGAGGAUGAAGAAUAUGAUCCUGAUAAGCCUGAUAGUUCGGAGCAGGUUGAAGGAAAUAAGUCAAGUCCAGAUGAAUCUAGCUACUUUUCUGCCUCUGAUGAUUUGGAUGCUUCUGAUAAUAAUGAAAAGUAUCUGGGGCUUCCUUCUGAUGAUUCAGAAGAUGAUGAUUUCAAUCCCUCUGCUCCAAAUAAAGAUAAUCAGGUGAAGCAGGAUAGUUCAAGUUCUGAUUUUACCUCUGAUUCAGAGGAUCUUAGAGCUCUGAUUGAAGAUGAUGAGACCGCUACUAGUGAAGAUCACAGGAAAACUUCGGCAUCAGCACAUCACAAACAAAAGUCCCAAGGCUUUGGUGAAGAAAUUUCCAUUGUGGGUAGGAAAAAGAGGCAAUCACUAAAAGAUGAGCUAUCGUACCUUACAGAGGCUAGUGCAGAACCUUUAUCCAGAAAAAGACAUGUAGAAAGGCUGGACUACAAAAAAUUAAAUGAUUGUUUUGGCCAGAUAUAUGUUAUUUCCUCUUUCAUGAGGCUGGAUGUUUAGACAAUCUUCAGAAAAAAAUAGGACAGGUAAAUCCAGUAAGUGUUGCGGAGCAUAUUCUCCUGGACAGUUUUAAGAAUCUUAGUGUGAGACUGCUAUUCGUAACUUCACCAAGGAAUAUGCUACUUCUUUUAGCUUCUGCUUUCAGUACCUGCACCAACUAUUGAUUUUGGUUAUCUAGUAUAUUAUUUUGGAGAAUCUACUUCAGUAUCACUGUCUUUAACUUCUGAGUAUCAACACCGGUUAAAUGGUAAUGUCGGUAGAUAUUUUAUAUGCAUAUUCCAUAUUAGCUAUGGGAAAGCCCAGUAUCUUGGUUGUAUUCAUCAAGAGGGAAAAUUAAGUAACAUCUUGCUACAUGAGGUUUAAGGAUAUACACUACUGACUAUAUUUCUCAAGAUAAUGGAGAAAGUUGGAAUGUCAAGAAGAUCUUCUUAAUUUACCAUUUAUCAAUUUCUCAAUCUCAACUCAAUGCACCCAUUAUUUACACCUUUCUUGCUUUUUCUUAAGUCAGAGAAGCAUAUUUUAAAUGUUUCCUUUCUCGUAAGUUGGAAUUGGUAACCGUCAGUGGGAGAACAUAGCACAUAACCUAGUUAUCCUGUAUUUUCUUGAUUUUUCACAUAUAUUGAGGCUUGUUGGUAUGUUGAAAGCUAAGAAGUUUUUUUGACUUAGGUCUAGGCAGGUGGAGAAUGUUAAAAUGUCUGGUAAUAAGCCUCAAGUCUUUCUUUUUUUGUUAGUUGUAAUGUUGGAGGAGAAGGCUGUGCUUGAUUAAUAGUUAUAUCAUGGUGAAGAUGGAAAAAAUAGAUGCUGUCAUAUAAUCAAGUAAACAACAUGGAUAAAUUGGAAGAUGGAAGUGAAGGAGGUUUAAAUGGACAAAAAUAAAAUGAAUCCUUCCUAAAUGGGGGAAGCCCAUAUCCAACCCCGCUCUUCACCAUGAAAGACUGCAGCAAAUAUUUUCAGAUUUUUAAGCAUGCGCAUAAUGAAUUGCUAAAAGGAGAACACUGGUUGAUGCUAGAGGCGGGUUAUUUGGUUAUUGUUUUAGGUGAUUCUCUGUGGGUCAAACAAUAAUUCACUAUUACAAUCUAGCUGGAUGAGGCUAUAUCUAAUCUGAUUUGGUUUGAUAAAACUCGUAGAAAAUACAUAAUGUUCUUCCAUUCCCCUGAUAUGGAAGAAGUGUUAGCUAUUGCCUAUAUGCGAAAAUCCUCUUUUCCCCUUACAAUUCUUUUCCUAAAUCUCUUCUUUUUCUGACGCGCUUCGUUAUUAGAUACUUCCUUUGGCCCCAUAGAAAUGAAACGUUUUCCUUUUUGGGUUGUCCCAUUAAAAAUGAACGUUACCUUAGCAGAUUAAAAUUUUUGUCCUGCUCUUGCGUGGACUUUUGUAGUGAUAAAGUAGUUUGUUUUUCAUCAUGAAAAAUAGAUGGACCAAAGAGACCUUGCUUGUGAAUUUGACUCACUAAAACACAUGAUAUGCAUAUUAUGCAAUGACACUUUUGUAUGUGGAAAUAUCUUGAAUGUGAAUGCUAAGUGCUAUUUUACAUUAGUACCAAGUCCAAAUCAUUACAGGUUAACUGGUAAGUUGAAGUUGAUUGUGGAUAAUUUUUGCAGGGAAGUAGAUUUCUCAUAUCAGCCAGAGAAAUUUCUUGGCAUUACGUGAUCUUAAUCAGCUUCAUAUUAACUAAACAAUUUUUUCUUUAGAAUGGGAUUUUGUUUAAUGAUUCUCAUUUUGAAUUGUAUGGUAUUCUAAUUUUAUUAACUCUCUGACAUUCUUUCUCUAUUUCCUUGCUACCUGCUGCGGCAAAUGAUGAUUUGAUU
Molecule: messenger RNA, 4079 nt
Organism: Salvia hispanica
Lineage: Eukaryota; Viridiplantae; Streptophyta; Magnoliopsida; Lamiales; Lamiaceae
Product: pathogenesis-related homeodomain protein-like
Biological process (GO): negative regulation of gene expression, epigenetic
Cellular component (GO): nucleus
Molecular function (GO): DNA binding; chromatin binding
Source: RefSeq, a predicted model, not a curated record